AUGAUAGUAUCGGAGGAAUUGUUUAAGAAGUCGCUAUCCAAACUUUUCAGAGCAGGAAUGCCAUCAAAAGUUGCGGUUGCAUUGUCGGGUGGACCUGAUUCCAUGCUUCUUACAUGGUUAUUGCAGAAUCAGAAACGUCAAAUGAAAAACCUUGAUAUAUAUGCCAUCACAAUAGACCAUAAAUAUCGAUCUGGAUCGCACGAGGAAGCAAAAAAAGUCCACCAAUGGAUUAAGGAUUGGGACGUGUUGCAUAUAAUCAAAUCAUUAGAGUAUAAAGACAACAUUGACCCCAAAAAGUUGACCAACUUUGAAGAAGUCGCCCGAGAAGAAAGAUACAGGGUAAUGUCACAAAUUUGUUUCAAAGAGUCUAUUCCGGUGCUAUUUAUGGGGCAUCAUCGGGACGACCAAUUAGAGACAUUUAUUCAACGACUACAAGGUAAUUCAUCUAUCUUUGGAUUGGCUGGAACUAGAAGUGUUUCGCCCGUGCCAACAUCGAAAGACUUGUCUCCGAAUGAGACCCAAGAUAAACUUCAAAUCCAAAUAGCAAGGCCAUUUUUGGAGUUUGAUAAGAAGGACAUUCUUGAAACUUGCAAUGCCAACGGUAUUCAUUAUGUUACUGAUCUUACAAAUGGAGAUGUAGGUUUGACCAGAAGAAACUAUUUACGUUAUUUGAUAGGUGAGGUUAUUCCUCAUAAAAGUGGUAAUCACCAAGGUGAUAUUUCUGCCUCGGAAACUACUGCAAGAAAUGAUCCAUAUAGCUUGAUUCAGAAGACAGAAUUGAUUAAACUGCAUGCCAGUUGUCAUGAUUUUGCUUCAUUGUUUGAAAAUAAAGCACAGAAGUUGUCGGCAUAUCUCCAGAAGAAUGAUCUAGUAAAGGAAUAUCCCCAAUUGGGUAAAUUGGAAGUGACCUUGCCACGUGAUUGUCUACAGGGCAUUAACUGUGUUGUAACGAGCAGGUAUUUAUACAGGAUUUUACAUCCUUAUUCAACAUCGAAACACUAUCACUGGGUAUAUGCCAAACUUGAGCGUCAAUUGAUUCCAAGAAUAGCAAAUUUUUUAGAGAAACACAAACUGGGCAUGUUGAAAAUGACCAUUAUGAAUUUGGUGUUUGAGAUAAAGAAUAAUAGCCAUUCCGAUAUGAUACCUAUAAAGAUCUACCGUUGCCCAAUAGUCAAAAGAGAAUCAUCCAGCUUAGAGAAGCGGUUGGUGGUUACCAACAAAUGGAGUGAAUGGGAAUUAUUUGACAGUAGAUUUUGGAUUAGGAUUAGAAGCAAACUUCUGCACUAUAAAAUUAGGAUAGUUCCUUACUUUCACAAGGUACAUAAGCCAAUGAUUGAGGAGAAGUUGUUUGCAAAGUUUCAACCUAGCCAGGAUCAUGAUACAUUGCCGGUGUUUUUGGAUGAACUGACUCAGAAAAUCAUUGUGUUUCCAACAUUGUCUAUGAUAUCUCCAAAGUACGACUUAGAUUAUCAAUGGGCUCAAAAGAAGAAUAGGUUUACAUAUUUUGAAUAA
Candida tropicalis MYA-3404 is the source of this 1512-nucleotide messenger RNA. RefSeq lists its product as uncharacterized. The transcript has a single exon. The record is from RefSeq and is a predicted model, not a curated record. Gene Ontology annotation, biological process: tRNA processing. Gene Ontology annotation, molecular function: ATP binding; ligase activity, forming carbon-nitrogen bonds. Bases 1 to 1512 code for a protein of 503 amino acids. NCBI's taxonomy places the organism in Eukaryota, Fungi, Ascomycota, Pichiomycetes, Serinales, Debaryomycetaceae.